Suhomyces tanzawaensis NRRL Y-17324 is the source of this 528-nucleotide messenger RNA. It is a transcript of the gene GCV3, whose product is annotated as glycine decarboxylase subunit H. Bases 1 to 528 code for a protein of 175 amino acids. NCBI's taxonomy places the organism in Eukaryota, Fungi, Ascomycota, Pichiomycetes, Serinales, Debaryomycetaceae. The transcript has a single exon. Gene Ontology annotation, biological process: glycine decarboxylation via glycine cleavage system; protein lipoylation. Gene Ontology annotation, cellular component: mitochondrion; glycine cleavage complex; cytoplasm. The record is from RefSeq and is a predicted model, not a curated record.
AUGUUCAGAACUUUAUUAAGAACCUCGCCACUUGUGGCCAGACCUUCGGCCCGUCUUUUCUCCACAUCCAGAGCCGUGUUCAACAGCACCAGCCACAAGUUGAACAAAGAUUCACAUGUCUACAAGUACUUGCAGGAGGGUCCUUCCACCAUCAAGUACACUGCCGAACACGAAUGGUUGGCCAUCUUCAAGGACGACUCUGCGUUCGUGGGUAUCACCACCUACGCCAGUGAGGCAUUGGGAGAUGUCACCUUCGUGGAAUUGCCAGAAGUCGGCGACAAGGUCGAGGUUGGCGACACCAUUGGCUCUGUUGAAUCGGUCAAGAGCGCCUCAGAAAUCUACUCUCCAGUUGCUGGAGAGGUUGUUGCCAUCAACGAUGUGUUGGAGAGUGAGCCUCAACUCAUCAACACCGAUCCUAUCGGAAACGGGUGGAUUGCCCAGAUCAAGUUGUCCGACCCAGCAGCAAUCGAGUCGUCCGAGGAAUUGUUGAGUGCCGAGGAGUACGAAAACUCGUUGAGCGAAAACUAG